Molecule: messenger RNA, 6201 nt
Organism: Drosophila biarmipes
Lineage: Eukaryota; Metazoa; Arthropoda; Insecta; Diptera; Drosophilidae
Exons: 6
Coding region: 17-6124 (2035 amino acids)
Source: RefSeq, a predicted model, not a curated record
UGGCGGCGUCUGUCCAAUGGGAUUUCAAACUAAAAACAAAUUUAACAGCGCCAUGAAUGCAAACAAACGCCGGAGUUCCUUGCGCCGGGUGCCGCCUGCCGAGGAUGAUGCGACCGCCACAGCAUCAGCGGUCAAGCAACAAAUCAAGCGACGCAUCAGUUUCAGUGGCAAGAAGUUCGUGAGGGAGUUUGUCAACACCAAGGAGACCAACAACUGGGACGACUCGUACGAGGUGUCCGAACACAAUGCCGAGGACAGCACGGGGUCCAGGUCCGUGGCAGGAUCCGGAUCUCUGUCGAGAGUUACCCAAGAUGCGGACAAGGAGAACGUUCCCUUGCCUGGUCAUCAUGAGCGCAGCGUCACCGACUCGACCCUGAAUCUGCAGACCAGUGUGGAUGUCACAAUGUUGCCGGGGGAGCCAAGGAACACUGCAUCCCGGAACCCCAGCAACGCCACCUCCAUCUGUCUGUCCUCCGAGGAGCGGAAGGUGCUGCAGACCAGCCUCUACGAUCACCGGGCGAUGGACAAGACCUAUGACCUCAUGUCGCAAUCCCUGAUUACCCGCAUCCAAAGCCAGACCAGCAAUUUCGAGGAUUCCUCGCUACAACUGCAACCCGUCGAAAGGGGAAAAAGUGUGAAUACUCCAGUUGCCAAGGGCAUAAGUGACUCCUUCAUGGACAUCACGCCAUUGGGAUUCGUUGCGCCCGCUCCUAGUCCUCCACCAGCUGUUCCCGCUGCCGUACCCACUGUUCCUGCUCCUAUUCCCGCUCCUGCUGCCGCUCCGGUUAAUCCUCCAGCUCAGCAGAGUUUCAUGGAUCUGGAAGACGACAGCAUGAUGCGGGAAAUGCGCGAGUUCACCAAGGAGAAGAAAACUCCCGUGCAGAAAUCUCUCUUUAUGGAUAUAGAGGAGGCGGCAAAGGAGAACAAGAACAAAACCCAACAUGGACCCGUAGACAUAUCCUUCGACUGCCCUUUAAACGUUUCCGAGGACCGCGAUCGCUCGCCGUCGAACUCCGUUGAGAGCAACAAUAGCACAAUCAACUUCAUCAAGGAUGAGUCCAUGCUCAUACCAUUCGACAUGAUUACGGGGAAAAACAUCAGCAGGAAACUCAAUUUUCGCCAACUGAACGAUGAGCUGGAGGCGGGAAAGAUUCAGCUGUUUCCGAAUGGUCCAAAAACGCCCACAACAGAUCGUAAGACCACGAAGAAUCGUUUUUGGCAAGGUCUGGAGGGAGAUCAUAGUAGCCCACAGAAAGAUAUAAGAAGCAUAAAGCCAAGGGCAACGUUGAAUUUCAGCGAGAAUAUGACCAUGUCGCCGGCGCCAAAGAGUCCCGUUCAAAAGGAAGAGGAUAAAAAAAAGGUGGUCGAUGACAAGCGGAAAUAUCGACUCUCCCAGGCGGAUGAGCUGAUGCUGGACAACACAAAUUUCUUGGCUCAUGCGAAGUUGGGCGAUGAGACUCAGUCGAGAAAUACCUCCAAGAACUCUACGAGAAGGGAGACCACCUAUGAUAAUUCCGAGUUGAAUUUGGAAUACCCCAUUAACAGUCAGAGCUUUCAUCCCAUUCCGAGCUCCAAGCCGCGACAGACUACUUGCAAGGCUGAGGAAAUGCAGCAGGAUCAGUUGGAUUUGCCUUGUAUUCCCAGAGUGAAAGCUGUCCCCCCGCGUCGCACUUUGCAUCUCAAUGAAUCCAUGGAUCAGGGAAACACCAGUUCUAUGCACCUGAGGAAGGAGAUUGCUGUAACCACGCAAGAGACUGUCUAUGAAAAAUCCACAAUUAACCAGGCGAACGCAAGUCGGAAUAGCACUGUUUGGUCCUGUACUAAAACCAAACGCAGGGAGACCCUUUUGUUGCAGGAAAGCAUGGACAUUACUAGUCCUUGCAAGGAUCUACAUUUGGAACCCAUGUCUGCUCCUGUCGUCAGCACGCAAUCCAAAACUAAUCGCACUCUUUCUUUAGCAGAGCCUUUGGAGGAAGAGCAAAUAAACAGAAGCGAAGUAUUUGCUCUAACAAAUGUUGCCCCGAAGGAAAUUAAAUCCAAAGCAAGGCAAACUAUGCUGCUAGAGGAACCCUUGGAUGAGACCAAAAAUAUGAUAAUUCCGCCUGUUUUUAACUCAAGAAGAAAAACGCUCCACUUAGCGGAACCUGUGGAGGAGGAGGAAGUACUUCCUGACAAGCUUUUACCCACCAAACUCCUCUCGAAUCAGGAAACGAAAUCCAAAGCGAGGCAAACUCUACUGUUAGAGGUGCCUAUGGAGGAAGAACCCGCUUUAGAAGAUCUUUUUGCAGCGGAGAACCCAAGGAUUCUUGCACAGUUCAACGAUAAAAAAGAGCCUGCAGUUUGCGAUUCAAAAAGAAAAACUCUUAACUUGUCUGAACCUCUGGAGGAAGAUAAAUCCAUCCCAGAUAAGAACAUCUUGUCGAAUGAAGUGAAACAAUCAAAAGCUAGGCAAACUCUACUGUUAGAAGAACCAAUGGAAGAGGAACCGGUUUUAGAAGAUCCUUUCGGAGCGGAGAACUUAAAGGCUCUUACAAAAUCCAGGCAAACUCUAACUUCAGCAGAACCCAUAGAGGAGGAUAAGUGCGUACCGCAGCUGAAGAAUAAGACAAUUCUUACGCAAAAAGCUGUUGAUAAAUCAACGGCAUCGCAGCGCCAAAAGUCAAGGCACACUAUAUUAAUGUCCGAGCCCAUUGAAGAAACGCUCAUCAUGUCAGAACCCAUGGAAGAGCAAGUAGAACAGCCCCGACCUGAACCCUUUAGCAUAUUCAUGGAUAGUCAGUGUGAAGAUAAGUUGCCAAACAAAAAUGCGGAUUCCAGGACUUCCAAAGCAAAUCGCUCUAUACUCAUGUCAGAUCCAAAAGAUGAAGAUGGGGUUGAGCUCAAACCUGUGGAUAAAACCAAGGAACUCCUAAGCGAAGUGGGAAAUAAAAACGAGACUACUAAUAGGUGCUUGAGAUCGAAAUCGACUCUUCGGAUGUCGGAACCCGUAGAAGAAACUCAUAAGUGUAAAGCUCCCAAAAAUAAUCUGUCUCUUUACAAGUCAAGUUGUACUAAGUUGAUGGAAGAAUCUUUUGAAGAAAUGACAAUUAAAACCGAUAGUCGGCCAUCUAAAUCUCGCCAAACCAUCCUUACGGCAGAACCCAUAGAGGAAGAUGAGGAAAUGUAUAAGUCUGUGGCUAAUAAUAAAGAUCCGUCUAAGUUAAUGCCAAAUUGCACAAUGUUUAUGGAAGAAUCGAUUAUGGAAAAUGUAUAUGAAAAGCCUUUGCCGCCAUCUAAAUCGCGCCAAACUCUCCUUGGGGCAGAACCCAUAGAGGAAGAUGUGGAAAUGCAUUCGAAGACCAAAGAUCACUUGAACACUUAUUCUAACGAGGAACCUAUGCAGCAGGUGACUGCUAAAGCGCGUGACCAAAAGAAGCGUCAGACUAUUAUUAGUGCUGAACCUAUAGAAGAAGAUUUGGAGCUCCCUAGCCUAGUGAAAAGUUUAAUGGAACAGUCAUUGCUAAAAUCAAGAAUUCAUCCCUCUUCGAAAUCAAGACACACCCUUCAUAUAGCGGAGACAAUUGAGGAAGAUACUGAGUCCCUGAAACCCACAAAUCAUCAAAGAGACCAGCAUCACCAGAAGCCAAGAAAUACUCUGAUCACUCAGGAACCCAUUCGGGAGGACUUUGCAGACGGAAUGGAGGAAAUUUCUCUUGGCCCGCAAAUAUCCAAGCUAAGAAAGACGCUUUAUAUGGCAGAACCCAUCGAAGAAGACACUAGUUUUUGUAAUAAGAACAAGGUCAAUAGCAGUCAGUAUAAUUUGGAAGGUAAAAAUAGAAGCCAAACCAGUGCAUACACCACUACCAAAUCGAGACAGACUUUGCUUAUUCCGGAACCCAUUGAGGAGGACGAUAUGUCAUGGGGUAACCAUCGGAAAUCCAGAAAUGCGACCAAGUCAGAAAAUAUAAAGGAAAAUCUAGCCCCACCUUCUCAUGUAAAUUCAAAGGAUUUCGCAGAGGAUGAAUCAAGGAAGGCGAGCAGUACUCUCGCUCUGGCCCAAUCCAUUGAAAUGGAAAAGGAUACAAUUCCUACAGCCCAGUCCUCCAAAAGACAUACUUUGCAUUUAUCAGAACCCAUGGAAGAGGAUGAGGAAGAACCUGCAAAAAAUUACCCCGCAACUGAGGAGCCACUUUCUGUAAAACCAAAAAAAGGGGUGCUGAAUGCGCUCAAGGAAAGGGAAGAGGAAACCCUUCCUUCCACAGCUAAAGCCCUUCAAACCAUGCUAAUCACACCAGUGCAUAAUGCCAAGAUAUUGUCCAGAAUCAGCCAAUUCACCACCUACACGCCGGGAAUGUCUCUGACUGAGUUCGAGGAUCAGGAAGAGAUGAGCAAGAUACCAAUACCCGAAAAAAAGCCGGUUACUUCGCAGAGGAAACCAUCAGAGUUGCAGGCGGGUGUCUCCAGGAUUGGAACUCCAAUCCGCCACGCGCAGCUGAAGAGGCUGCCCUUACAUCUCACACCUAAUCUUCCAGAGUCAAAAAAACGACAUACACAACUGUCGACGGAUAGCAACAUGGAUAUGACGAUGGAGGAGGAGCAGGAAGGUGCUUGGGGGACGACAAACCCAAAUUUGGAGGGAGGCUUAGGUAAUUACCGCAGGACAUUUACGGUAGAUCCAAUGGACGCAUCGGUGCAGGCAGUAAGGGAUUAUCAUCCCGCCAUGGCCGAGUUGAACAAAAAGAGCUCUCUAGAUAUGCUGGAGCUGCCACGAAAGUUGGAGUACAACGCAGAUCCGGAUGACAAACCCAUAACCAUCUCGGAUGUGACAAACUACUUCCAGCAGCAGCGAGAGGAGCAGCGCAGGUCCAGCGAAAGGGAGAGCGGCAGCUCCAACGACAGAACCUUUAAGAGUUAUGCCGCCACGAACUUGAAGUUCAUCAAUCUCACCGGGAACACCACCUUUGCGGGCGUUAAGGAUGCGGAUGGGGAGCAGAAGGAGCCAUCCAUUGAGAUAGACAACGUACGGCUCAGUCUGGUUUCCACGCUGGCCGAGGAAACGGACGAUGAGGGCGUGGAGGAAGAGGAGUGCCAGGAGGAGCACCAACCAACAACUGAACUCUGUGAGGAUCAGCUGAAGCCAGUGGUAAUCGCCGGCAGCAGCCGCUCCUGCAAAAAGUGCAACAAUUGCAACCAAACCUUAAGCGAAACAAAGCUCAGUAACGACUCCUUCGUCCUGCCUCACAAGAAACUUUGGGACUUUUCAAGGCAACAACAGCGGUUGCGCAUCAUAAGGCAGAAACCCACUUUGGAGGAGGUCAACCUGUACUGGGAGCUGGAGGAGCAGACCCGGAUGUCGAAGUACCGCGAAACAGACGAUUCCAUGGAUCAAACCAGAGUAGAGGAGGAGCCAACACCGUGGGACAAGGCGGGGCUUUUGGAUUUGUGCAAGAUACGAAUUGGUCAACCGAAGGCUGUCGAAAAGCCCACGGAAUCCUUCUUUGAGCGCCUCAAAAGCUUACUGGUCGAGCAGCAGCCAAACUGGAUCUUCGACUGUCAACGCAAGAUGUCCCAGCAAAUGAUUUUUUACCACCGCCUGCUGACCACAUUCCGGAUUGUAGUCAACUACAAAAUCGACGACUUGGCGGAGGAGUCGGCCAUAAGUGUGUGCUCCAUUGAGGUGGACAACGAGGUGACCACUCGAAAGGAGCACUGGACAUCGGUCGAGCACUUCUUGAACUUUCAACUGAGUCUCAGGCUGCCCCUGAAUCUUACCGACGCCAUCGAAGGCAGCGAUGAAGGUGCUUUUCUGAAGUUCCUCAAUCAUAUUGAUCAGAAAAUUGUGGAGAUCAAGCAAACGUUUCAUAGUCUUCUGACUGUUCUUACAGAGAAGAGGGCGAGGCUCCUGAGAGAAGCGAAUCGCACUGUUGUGAGGAAGAUCGUGCGAAAAUGCAUAGAGGACGAGCCGCUUGUGCGUCUGGAGAAGACCAGUUUCGUGAUUGAGCUUUCAAACAUCGAGGACGUGUCCUUCAUGGAUAUCCUGCGCCCCGAACUGCAUCUCUUCAACGAAAACAUUCAGUAUCUGCCGAAGGGAGUUGCUUUCCUGGAGACAUUUCUUACAGACCCCGAGCAGUACCUUAAAAAAUAAAUAUGUAGUAUCUAUAUUUAGAGCACCUUUUUGUACUACUUGUAUAAAUUAAAAAUAAACACGUUCUUUUUACCAGA